Molecule: messenger RNA, 489 nt
Organism: Hibiscus syriacus
Lineage: Eukaryota; Viridiplantae; Streptophyta; Magnoliopsida; Malvales; Malvaceae
Exons: 1
Coding region: 1-489 (162 amino acids)
Source: RefSeq, a predicted model, not a curated record
AUGGCCACCGCCGUUCUCCCCACCGAAGGCUAUCUCCGCCAUCGGUUCCGCCGUGAAACCUUGAACUUAGAUUGUCCUUUUAGAUACCGUCGAAAUCCUAACCCUAGGUUGAUUAAACCGAACAAUAGAAAGGGGAGUCCCCCCCUAGGGUUUCAGUCGAAUAACAGAAGGCAAGCGGAAUCCAUGGUGGCCAAAUCUCCCGGGAAGAAUCUAGUGAUGGGCCAGGUCAAGAUCUUGAAACGCGGCGAAACCUUGACCACCGCCGCGGAGAAGAAGACCGAUCUCAGGACGACCGACGAGGAGUUUGAUUUGGCAUUGGGGUCGACGAAUCGGUUGGGUCCAGAUCCAGAAACGAUGCAAAAGCAAGUUAAGCUGAAGGAAUUCAAGAUCGGUGGUUCGUAUGCCGGUUCCGCUUCUUUUGUUUCGCCGCCACCUAGUUCGCUUCCGGUCCCUGUUUUUUUGGGAAGAACAGCUAAGGCAUCGCCUUGA